AUGUCUGCCUCGUCGCCAUUGCCCUAUUCGACAUGUUCGCCUGCGUCAUCACGCGCCACGCAUCGCAGACGCUCGACUUUCAGCGGGCAGUUGGCUUUUCUCGUGCAUUCGCAACAGAGCGUCGCCAACCACAUGCCCCCAGAUGUCGACAAUAAAGCGCUUGCUCGCCAGAAAAGAAGACGCACCAGCAAGGAAGACGAAGAUAUCCUCAAGGCAGAAUAUCUCAAGAACCCAAAGCCAGACAAGACGGCCCGCCUGCAAAUCGUCCCCAAGGUUGCGCUUGGCGAGAAAGAAGUGCAGAUCUGGUUUCAAAACAAACGCCAAAACGACCGCCGCCGUUCGCGACCACUAGAGCCAUCCUCCUCAACAGCUUCGUUGAUGUCUUCGUCAUCCACCAUGUCCGACCCGCCGACCGAGGACGAGACGAUAGCGCGUGAUAUCGAUAACAUCCCGCACCAGCACGAGCCAGAAGUGUGCCCGAAGUCCGACCCACCAGAGCGAGCCCUGACUCCCGAGCUCACCUCGGAUGAAACCAUUCCUGACUUGCAUACCGACGAGGCCACUGAACCCGUGAGGACGGAAUCGAAAACCACGCCCAAGCCAGCCCUUCAUUCCGAAACGGAGCCACAGACUGUCGAGACUGACGCCACGCACCCCAGUAAUCCUCAACAGCCUGCACCAUCAUCGCAAGGCGCAUCACAAGCCCCUACAUCAUGGAUCUCCAAUCGUCGCAGUGCCUCGUUCGUUCGGUACAGCGAGGACUAUACUGCUGAAGUCAUAACAUUCCCUAACGCGCCCGCUAAGCCAACCGAGUCAUCGCCACCAAGAGCUAGUGCUGCUACACGCUCGCUCAAGCGUAAACAUUCAUUCGUGCGCUUAUCUACGAAUGAAGAUGGAACCGCACGCAUCGUCACAGACCUCGACAAGACGCCUUCACCACCUCACAUCAAGACCACCCCUACUUCCUUCGCCCGUGCUACCGCUGGCGUACGACGAAGCUACAGCGCAGCAGGCCUCAACGAGCGACUAGCAGCUGCUGCGCGUGGGGAGCCGAGCCCGAAAAUUCCACGAACCUCCUCAAGCAUAGGAAGAAGUCGCGACUCUCGCGCAUGGGAGUUUUGGUGCGACCCAGACAGUCGAUCCACCACAAGCCUCACAACCCGAGCGGAGCAGGAGGGAAGCGGAAGUGCAGCGGACGCAAUUGGCAUACUCAGGGCAAAUCGCAAAAUACUAGCCCAAAAUCACGCUCGCCAAAACACACCUCUACGGUCACGAUCGAAUCAAGUACUCGGCAGCCUUGGUAGUCCAGGUGUGAAGAAAUCGCGAGGCCCCAUGCAACGUGCCUCUACCAUCAACGGUCGCUUCUCAACCAAAGAAUACAAGCAGAGUGGCGACACGACCGAGUCAGAAGAGUUGCCUGAGACAACAUCCGACAAGGAGAACUGGGAGCCAGACGUGCCAAAGUCGGUACGCCGAGAUCGUCAGGUCGCCGCCACACCCCCUGCGUCCCGCGCAGCACGUAAGAUACUAGGCGAGAACAACGAAGUCCUAUCGCAAGCAUCGAGUUUAGGUGCUAUGCUAGCACGAGAGAAGAGAAAAGGCGGGAAAGUCGUUUUGGAUCCUGAAGAGGACGAGGAGCUGAGGCUGUUCAUGGCUGGUGAAGGAAGCGGGCGUACGAGUCUCAGUUCAGCGGAGGAGGCGGGGUGUGUGGAGGGCUUGUUGAAGCUCAGUCAAGGCCAGUGGAGAUGA
Plenodomus lingam JN3 is the source of this 1749-nucleotide messenger RNA. RefSeq lists its product as uncharacterized. Gene Ontology annotation, molecular function: RNA polymerase II cis-regulatory region sequence-specific DNA binding; DNA-binding transcription factor activity, RNA polymerase II-specific. NCBI's taxonomy places the organism in Eukaryota, Fungi, Ascomycota, Dothideomycetes, Pleosporales, Leptosphaeriaceae. The record is from RefSeq and is a predicted model, not a curated record. Gene Ontology annotation, biological process: cell differentiation; regulation of transcription by RNA polymerase II.